AAUGGUCCAAGGACUAAACAAAGAAGCCGAGGAAAGAUUCAUAAUUAGGAGAUGGAAGGGAAGGGAAGAGCAAAAGAGAAAAAGUAAGUUAGAUGCAUCCCAUGGAAGGGGGUUAUGGGAGUGGAAACCAAAGCAUCAGCAGCAUCACUAGUUGGGGGCUUCCAGCACAUGCUUGGAAAUCGAAAACUUUCCAAACUUGCAGAAAUGUAUGGGGAAAUUUCAUAACAUUAGAUGAUAGCACAAGUGGUAAAAGGAGGUUCGAUGCUGCAAGAUUUCUAAUUAUCGCACCAUCGUCAGAGUCCAUAUUUAAGUCCAUCAUUGUGAAGAUUAAUGGAGAGUUUUACACACUCAAAUUUACGGAGGAAGAAUCAACAAAUAACCUCUUCUCCAUGAGAUCGGACAGGGCAUUUCAUGUACCCGACGAGGAAGAGGAUGAAGAAAGCUGGUCCCAAGGGAGUUCCAAUGAUGGUGAUCUCAGCUUUGACGUGGAGAAAAUGGAGCAAGUCAAAAUUCAAGCCCUAGAGGCUGAAGGAGGUGAUAACCAGAACAUGUUUGAAAAUGAAGUAGUGCUAUCUAAUGAUGUGGAUGGGAUUGGCAACGAGUUGGCAUUUCAAGUUGAUGAGGUGGAAGCCAAUAAGGAUGAGCCUAAACACAACAGCAAGAAGUAUGCUGAAAUGGAUGGGACUAACACAGAGAAUGGCAAUAAUACAGAGGACAGUGACAUCCAACUGGAGGGCUCUGAUGAACAAAUCUCAAAAAUCCAAUCAUAGGGAAAACCAAAAAGGUGGGAGUUUCCUAAGAGCUAAAGGGUGAUGAUGGUGAAGAAGGGUACCUAGGGGAAGAUUUCCUGAAAAAUACAGUUGUAGUACUGGA
Messenger RNA from Rubroshorea leprosula, 873 nucleotides. The record is from the annotation of a GenBank genome assembly. NCBI's taxonomy places the organism in Eukaryota, Viridiplantae, Streptophyta, Magnoliopsida, Malvales, Dipterocarpaceae.